Phyllopteryx taeniolatus (common seadragon) is the source of this 1467-nucleotide messenger RNA. RefSeq names its product chondrolectin (gene chodl). Gene Ontology annotation, biological process: positive regulation of axonogenesis. The coding region runs from base 422 to 1252 and encodes 276 amino acids. Lineage: Eukaryota; Metazoa; Chordata; Actinopteri; Syngnathiformes; Syngnathidae. The transcript is spliced from 8 exons. The record is from RefSeq and is a predicted model, not a curated record. Gene Ontology annotation, cellular component: cytoplasm.
GUGUGUGUGUGUGUUGAUGUGCCAUUGGCGUGUGUUUCAGACGCCUAUAGUGGAUCAAUUGACUGUACAUUUGUGUGUGUGGUGGAAAAACUUUUUUUUACCUUUCUGUCCCAGCCGAUAUUUGUGAAACAUUCUAGAAUAUUUCUCCACUGACUAGCUUAGCACAGUUAUGAUGUCAUUGGGAUGUUAUUGUGCUGCAAAGGAAAAACUAUCGAUUGAGCUAUUGAUUAGAUUCUCUGCUGUCCGACUAAACCAAUUAAAUUGAGUGUGUGUGUGUGGGGGGGGGCUGAAGAGGGCGGGGCUAGCGAGCAGCUUGCCUCGCGAGCGCAGUGCAUCAUCAACACAAAAAGAAGACAUGGUGACAUGGAUGCUUCAUGAUUUUUUCUUUUGAAAUGUUUUCAUAAAACAAAUCAAGACAAAGAUGACCUUUGACCUGCUGAGGCCGUGGGUCCUGGGUGUGGUCAUGGUGGUCACGGCGACGGCGGUCCGCGGCGGAAGAGUGCUCAGUGGUCAGACGGUGUGUUUGGGCGGAGCUUGGCGGGCGUGCUACAAGAUGGCGUACUUCCACGACAUGUCCAGCCGCGUCGACUUCAGGGAGGCGGAGCUUGCGUGUCACAUGGACGGCGGCGCGCUCGUUAGCAUUCGCACGCCACAAGAACAACGACACAUUCAGAGGCUACUAGAGGAGUUGCGUUCAGGCUCGGGAAUAUCGGACGGAGAUUUCUGGAUCGGUUUGACCCGCGUGGACGAAGAGGACGGGAAUCCUCCUGACGGCGUCACUUCCUGUCCACAGCGAUACAGGUGGACCGACGGCAGCGCGGCGUCCUUCAGGAAGUGGUACUUGGACGAGCCGUCGUGCGGCGCCGAGUCGUGCGUGGUGAUGUACCACCAGCCGGGUGCACUUCCGGGAGUGGGCGGGGCUUACCUCUACCAAUGGAACGACGACCGAUGCGCCAUGAAACAUAAUUUCAUCUGCAAAUAUCAGCCCGCAGAGCGCCACCUGGAAGAGGAGCUUGGCACCACGGCCGGUGGGCGGGGCACAGAGGCCUCACUGGAUGGGGGUCGUCAGGUCACCUUAACCGGCGCUUCAGGCACGUUGCUGAUGUACGUGAUCCUUCCCACAAUCCCCCUCCUGCUGCUCAUCCUGCUGGCCGCCGGAACUCGUUGCUUCCACGUGCUCAGCAGGAGGUGCCGAAUAUUUUUGGUGUACAAAUUGUGUGCGCAGUGUUGGGGAGUGAUCAAUUACAUGUAAUGAGAUGACAUCAUUUAAUUACAAAAGCCCAGCAGCGAGGCAGGCCAACCUUUGGAUUUCCAAGACCCCCAAAGGUGACACCAUGGAGCCGUGAUGCCACAUCCGCCAAUGAAGGGGGCGGAGUCAAGAGUGUCACGUGACAUUUAUUUCAUCUCCACGAUCGCUAAAUCGUGACACGUCACGCAAAAAAAUAAAAGUUCAAAGUUUGUCACUCA